AUGAGUAAAGGAAGUUUAGAGAUUGCCCGCUGUGCUAGUUUAAUAAUUCAACCAGUCCGUCCCAGUUUGGAUGACUUAAAUCCUGCUAUUAGAGAAUUUAAUGGCUUAUUUAAAGCUGGAAUUCCCAAAAGUAAAUUAGCCUUUGUCAUAAAUGCAGUUAGUUCUCCCGCCGAGGAAAAAGCUACUCGGAACUAUUUACAAAAAGCAGGAUAUUUUGUUUUGCCAGUUUCUUUACCGGAAAAAUGA
This is a messenger RNA of Ambispora leptoticha, 246 nucleotides long. Lineage: Eukaryota; Fungi; Glomeromycota; Glomeromycetes; Archaeosporales; Ambisporaceae. The record is from the annotation of a GenBank genome assembly.